UUCACAGCCCCGGCAGCAUCGGCAUCGGCAUCGGCGGCGGCGGCGGCUGCGGCGUCUUCCGCAUCGUUCGCCGCAGCGUAACCCGGAGCCCUUUGCUCUUUGCAGAAUGGCCCGCUUCGGAGACGAGAUGCCGGCCCGCUACGGGGGAGGAGGCUCCGGGGCAGCCGCCGGGGUGGUCGUGGGCGCCGGAGGCGGGCGAGGAGCCGGGGGCAGCCGGCAGGGCGGGCAGCCCGGGGCGCAAAGGAUGUACAAGCAGUCAAUGGCGCAGAGAGCGCGGACCAUGGCCCUGUACAACCCCAUCCCCGUCCGACAGAACUGCCUCACGGUCAACCGGUCUCUAUUCCUCUUCAGCGAGGACAACGUGGUGAGAAAAUACGCCAAAAAGAUCACCGAAUGGCCUCCCUUUGAAUAUAUGAUUUUAGCCACCAUCAUAGCAAACUGCAUUGUCCUCGCCCUGGAGCAACACCUACCUGAUGACGACAAGACCCCGAUGUCUGAACGACUGGAUGACACAGAACCAUACUUCAUUGGAAUUUUUUGUUUUGAGGCUGGAAUUAAAAUCAUUGCCCUUGGGUUUGCCUUCCAUAAAGGCUCUUACUUGAGGAAUGGUUGGAAUGUGAUGGACUUCGUGGUGGUGCUAACAGGCAUCUUGGCAACAGUUGGGACGGAGUUUGACCUAAGAACGCUGAGGGCAGUUCGAGUGCUGCGGCCGCUCAAGCUGGUGUCUGGAAUCCCAAGUUUACAAGUCGUCCUGAAGUCGAUCAUGAAGGCAAUGAUCCCCCUGCUGCAGAUCGGCCUCCUCCUCUUUUUUGCAAUCCUUAUUUUUGCAAUCAUAGGGUUAGAAUUUUAUAUGGGAAAAUUUCAUACCACCUGCUUUGAAGAGGGCACAGAUGACAUUCAGGGUGAGUCUCCAGCUCCGUGUGGGACAGAGGAACCUGCCCGCACCUGCCCCAAUGGGACCAAAUGCCAGCCCUACUGGGAAGGGCCCAACAAUGGGAUCACUCAGUUCGACAACAUCCUAUUUGCAGUGCUGACUGUUUUCCAGUGCAUCACCAUGGAAGGGUGGACUGACCUCCUCUACAACAGCAACGAUGCCUCAGGGAACACUUGGAACUGGUUGUACUUCAUCCCCCUCAUCAUCAUCGGCUCCUUUUUUAUGCUGAACCUCGUGCUGGGUGUGCUGUCUGGGGAGUUUGCCAAAGAAAGGGAGCGGGUAGAGAACCGGCGGGCUUUUUUGAAGCUGAGGCGGCAGCAACAGAUUGAACGAGAACUCAAUGGGUACAUGGAGUGGAUCUCGAAAGCAGAAGAGGUGAUCCUCGCCGAGGAUGAAACCGACGGGGAGCAGAGACAUCCCUUUGAUGCUCUGCGGAGAGCCGCCAUAAAGAAAAGCAAGACAGACCUGCUCAACCCCGAGGAGGCUGAAGAUCAGCUGGCCGAUAUUGCCUCCGUGGGGUCUCCCUUCGCCCGAGCCAGCAUUAAAAGUGCCAAGCUGGAGAACUCAACUUUUUUUCACAAAAAGGAGAGGAGGAUGCGUUUCUACAUCCGCCGCAUGGUCAAAACUCAGGCCUUCUACUGGACUGUGCUCAGUCUGGUAGCCCUCAACACGCUGUGUGUCGCUAUCGUUCAUUACAACCAGCCCGAGUGGCUCUCCGACUUCCUCUACUAUGCAGAAUUCAUUUUCUUAGGACUCUUUAUGUCCGAAAUGUUUAUAAAAAUGUACGGGCUUGGGACGCGGCCUUACUUCCACUCUUCCUUCAACUGUUUUGAUUGUGGGGUCAUCAUCGGGAGCAUCUUUGAGGUCAUCUGGGCCGUCAUAAAACCCGGCACAUCCUUUGGAAUCAGUGUGUUACGAGCCCUCAGGUUAUUGCGUAUUUUCAAAGUCACAAAGUACUGGGCAUCUCUCAGGAACCUGGUCGUGUCUCUUCUCAACUCCAUGAAAUCCAUCAUCAGCCUGUUGUUCCUCCUUUUCCUCUUCAUCGUCGUCUUUGCCCUUCUGGGAAUGCAGCUCUUUGGUGGCCAGUUUAAUUUCGAUGAAGGGACUCCUCCUACCAACUUCGACACCUUUCCAGCAGCAAUAAUGACGGUAUUUCAGAUCCUGACGGGCGAAGACUGGAAUGAGGUCAUGUACGACGGCAUCAAGUCUCAGGGGGGUGUGCAGGGCGGCAUGGUGUUCUCCAUCUACUUCAUCGUGCUGACGCUCUUUGGGAACUACACCCUCCUGAACGUGUUCUUGGCCAUCGCAGUGGAUAAUUUGGCCAACGCCCAAGAGCUCACCAAGGAUGAACAAGAAGAAGAAGAGGCAGCCAACCAGAAACUCGCCCUCCAGAAAGCCAAGGAGGUGGCAGAAGUGAGCCCUCUGUCUGCAGCCAACAUGUCCAUAGCUGUGAAGGAACAACAGAAGAACCAGAAGCCCGCCAAGUCCGUGUGGGAGCAGCGGACAAGCGAGAUGCGGAAGCAGAACCUGCUGGCCAGCCGGGAGGCGCUGUACAACGAGAUGGACCCGGACGAGCGCUGGAAGGCCUCCUACGCCCGGCACCUGCGGCCCGACAUGAAGACCCACCUGGACCGGCCGCUGGUGGUCGAUCCCCAGGAGAACCGCAACAACAACACCAAUAAGAGCCGGGCGGCCGAGCCCACGGUGGACCAGCGCCUCGGGCAGCAGCGAGCCGAGGACUUCCUGAGAAAACAGGCCCGCUACCACGACCGGGCCCGGGACCCCUGCGGCUCCGUGGGCCCGGACACCCGGAGGCCCUGGGCGGGCAGCCAGGAGGCCGAGCUGAGCCGGGAGGGGCCUUACGGCCGCGAGUCGGACCACCACGCCCGGGAGGGCGGCCUGGAGCAGCCGGGGUUCUGGGAGGGCGAGGCGGAGCGGGGCAAAGUCUGCGACCCGCACCGGAGGCACGCCCACCGGCAGGGGUGCAGCCGGGAAAGCCGCAGCGGGUCCCCGCGCACGGGGGCCGACGGGGAGCCCCGCAGGCACCGGGCGCACCGCAGGCCGGGCGACGAGGGCCCAGAGGACAAGGCCGAUCGGAGGUCCCGGCACCGCGAGGGCAGCCGGCCGGCCCGGGGCGGCGAAGGCGAGGGCCCAGACGGCGCCGAGCGGAGGAGGCGGCACCGGCUUGGCCCUCCGCCCGCCUACGACGGGGACGCACGCAGGGAGGACAAGGAGCGCAGGCACCGGAGGAGGAAAGAGAACCAGGGCUCCGGGGUCCCCGUGUCGGGCCCCAACCUGUCAACCACCCGGCCGAUCCAGCAGGACCUGGGCCGCCAAGACCCACCCCUGGCCGAGGAUAUUGACAACAUGAAGAACAACAAGCUGGCCACCGCGGAGUCAGCAAGUCCCCACGACAGCCUCGGCCAUGCCGGCCUGCCCCAGAGCCCGGCCAAGAUGGUGAACAGCACCGACCCCAGCCCCACGCCUGCCCCACCUGCCGUGGCCACCAACCCCCAGCGUGCUUCCAGCCGCCGGACACCCAACAACCCGGGGAACCCGUCCAACCCCGGCCCCCCCAAGACCCCCGAGAACAGCCUUAUCGUCACCAACCCCAGCAGCACCCAGACCACCUCAGCUAAGACUGCCAGGAAACCCGACCACACCACGGUGGACAUCCCCCCAGCCUGCCCGCGCCCCCUCAACCACACCGUCGUCCAAGUGAACAAAAACGCCAACCCAGACCCACUGCCAAAAAAGGAGGAAGAGAAGAAAGAGGAGGAGGAAGACGACCCCGGGGAAGACGGCCCCAAGCCCAUGCCCCCCUACAGCUCCAUGUUUAUCCUCUCUACAACCAACCCCCUUCGCCGCCUGUGCCAUUACAUCCUGAACCUGCGCUACUUUGAGAUGUGCAUCCUCAUGGUCAUUGCCAUGAGCAGCAUCGCCCUGGCGGCUGAGGACCCCGUGCAGCCCAACGCACCGCGGAACAAUGUGCUGCGAUAUUUUGACUACGUUUUUACAGGCGUCUUUACCUUUGAGAUGGUGAUCAAGAUGAUCGACCUGGGGCUCGUCCUGCACCAGGGUGCCUACUUCCGUGACCUCUGGAACAUUCUCGACUUCAUAGUGGUCAGUGGGGCCCUGGUGGCCUUUGCCUUCACUGGCAAUAGCAAAGGAAAGGACAUCAACACGAUUAAAUCCCUCCGAGUCCUUCGGGUGCUACGACCUCUUAAAACCAUCAAGCGGUUGCCAAAGCUCAAGGCCGUGUUUGACUGCGUUGUGAACUCACUCAAGAAUGUCUUCAACAUCCUCAUCGUCUACAUGCUCUUCAUGUUCAUCUUUGCCGUGGUGGCCGUGCAGCUCUUCAAGGGCAAGUUCUUCCACUGCACCGACGAGUCCAAGGAGUUUGAGAAAGAUUGCCGUGGCAAGUACCUCCUUUAUGAGAAGAACGAGGUGAAGGCGCGGGACCGAGAGUGGAAGAAGUAUGAGUUCCAUUAUGACAACGUGCUAUGGGCUCUGCUGACCCUCUUCACCGUGUCCACGGGAGAAGGCUGGCCACAAGUCCUCAAGCACUCCGUGGAUGCCACCUUUGAGAACCAGGGUCCCAGCCCUGGGUACCGCAUGGAGAUGUCAAUCUUCUAUGUCGUCUACUUUGUGGUGUUCCCCUUCUUCUUUGUCAAUAUCUUUGUGGCCUUGAUCAUCAUCACCUUCCAGGAGCAGGGGGACAAAAUGAUGGAGGAAUACAGCCUGGAGAAAAAUGAGAGGGCCUGCAUUGACUUCGCCAUCAGCGCUAAACCCCUGACCCGACAUAUGCCCCAGAACAAGCAGAGUUUCCAGUACCGCAUGUGGCAGUUCGUGGUGUCCCCGCCUUUCGAGUACACCAUCAUGGCCAUGAUCGCCCUCAACACCAUCGUGCUCAUGAUGAAGUUCUACGGGGCCUCUGUCGCUUAUGAAAAUGCCCUGAGGGUAUUCAACAUUGUCUUCACUUCCCUCUUCUCUCUGGAAUGUCUUCUCAAAGUCAUGGCUUUUGGGAUUCUGAAUUAUUUCCGCGAUGCCUGGAACAUCUUCGACUUUGUGACUGUUCUGGGCAGCAUCACCGACAUCCUGGUGACCGAGUUUGGGAAUAACUUCAUCAACCUGAGCUUCCUGCGCCUCUUCCGAGCGGCCCGGCUCAUCAAACUCCUCCGUCAGGGUUACACCAUCCGAAUUCUUCUCUGGACCUUUGUGCAGUCCUUCAAGGCCCUGCCCUAUGUCUGUCUGCUGAUUGCCAUGCUUUUCUUCAUCUACGCCAUCAUUGGGAUGCAGGUGUUUGGCAACAUUGGCAUCGACGUAGAGGACGAGGAUAGUGAUGAGGAUGAAUUCCAAAUCACUGAGCACAAUAACUUCCGGACCUUCUUCCAGGCCCUCAUGCUGCUCUUCCGGAGUGCCACUGGGGAGGCUUGGCACAACAUCAUGCUUUCCUGCCUCAGCGGUAAACCCUGUGAUAAGAACUCUGGCAUCCUGACUCAUGAGUGCGGCAAUGAAUUUGCCUAUUUUUACUUCGUUUCCUUCAUCUUCCUCUGCUCAUUUCUGAUGCUGAACCUUUUCGUUGCUGUCAUCAUGGACAACUUUGAGUACCUCACCCGAGAUUCCUCCAUCCUGGGUCCCCACCACCUGGAUGAGUACGUGCGUGUCUGGGCCGAGUACGACCCCGCAGCGUGGGGCCGCAUGCCUUACCCGGACAUGUAUCAGAUGCUGAGACACAUGUCUCCGCCCCUGGGUCUGGGGAAGAAGUGUCCGGCCAGAGUGGCUUACAAGAGGCUCCUGCGGAUGGAUCUGCCUGUUGCCGAUGACAACACCGUCCACUUCAAUUCUACCCUCAUGGCUCUGAUCCGCACAGCCCUGGAUAUCAAGAUCGCCAAGGGCGGAGCCGACAAACAACAGAUGGACGCUGAGCUGCGGAAGGAGAUGAUGGCCAUCUGGCCCAACCUGUCCCAGAAGACGCUGGACCUGCUGGUCACCCCUCACAAGUCCACGGACCUGACGGUGGGGAAGAUCUAUGCAGCCAUGAUGAUCAUGGAGUACUACCGACAGAGCAAGGCCAAGAAGCUGCAGGCCAUGCGUGAGGAGCAGAACCGGACGCCUCUCAUGUUCCAGCGCAUGGAGCCCCCGUCUCCAACGCAGGAGGGGGGGCCCGGCCAGAAUGCCCUCCCCUCCACCCAGCUGGACCCAGGAGGAGGCCUGAUGGCUCACGAAAGCGGCAUGAAGGAAAGCCCAUCCUGGGUGACCCAGCGGGCCCAGGAGAUGUUCCAGAAGACGGGCACGUGGAGCCCGGAGCGAGGACCCCCCACGGACAUGCCCAAUAGCCAGCCCAACUCUCAGUCUGUGGAGAUGCGAGAGAUGGGCAGAGACGGCUACUCGGACAGUGAGCACUACCUCCCCAUGGAGGGCCAGGCCCGGGCCGCCUCCAUGCCCCGCCUCCCCGCCGAGAACCAGACCAUCUCAGACACCAGCCCCAUGAAGCGCUCGGCCUCUGUGCUGGGCCCCAAGGCCCGGCGCCUGGAUGACUACUCCCUGGAGAGGGUGCCACCCGAAGAGAACCAGCGGCACCACCCGCGGCGCAGAGAGCGCAGCCAUCGCGCCUCCGAGCGCUCCCUGGGCCGCUACACAGACGUGGACACAGGCUUGGGGACAGACCUGAGCAUGACCACCCAGUCUGGGGACCUGCCAUCAAAGGACCGAGACCAGGAGCGGGGUCGGCCCAAGGACCGGAAGCAUCGGCAGCACCAUCACCACCACCACCACCACCACCACCCCCCGCCCCCAGACAAGGAGCGCUACGCCCAGGAGCGGCCUGACCACGGCCGGACCCGGGCCCGGGACCAGCGCUGGUCCCGCUCACCCAGUGAGGGCCGAGAGCACAUGACACACCGGCAGGGCAGUAGUUCCGUAAGUGGAAGCCCAGCCCCCUCAACAUCUGGUACCAGCACUCCGCGGCGGGGACGCCGCCAGCUCCCCCAGACCCCCUCCACCCCCCGGCCACACGUGUCCUAUUCCCCCGUGAUCCGUAAGGCCGGCGGCUCGGGUCCCCCGCAGCAGCAGCAGCAGCAGCAGCCGGCGGUGCGGCCAGGCCGGGCGGCCCCCAGCGGCCCGCGGAGGUACCCGGGCCCCACGGCCGAGCCCCUGGCCGGGGAGCGGCCGCCCACGGGGGGCCACGGCAGCAGCCGCUCGCCCACGAUGGAGCGGCGGGUCCCGGGCAUGGCCAGGAGCGAGUCCCCCAGGGCGUGUCGCCACGGCGGGGUGCGGUGGCCGGCGUCCGGCGCGCACGCGGCCGAGGGGCCCCCGGUCCCCCGGCACCACGGUUACUACCGGGGCUCCGACUACGACGAGCCCGACGGCCUGGGCGCCGGCGGCGGCGGCGGCGGCGGGGAGGAGCCCCGGGCCGCCGCCUACGACGCGCCGCACCCCGCGCGCCACGCGUGCUCGCCCAGGACUCCCCGGGCCGCUGGCCCGGCCUGCGCCUCGCCUUCCAGGCACGGCCGGCGACUUCCCAACGGCUACUACCCGGCCCACGGACUGGCCAGGCCCCGCGGGCCGGGCUCCCGGAAAGGCCUGCACGAAACCUACAGCGAGACCGACGACGACGACUGGUGCUAAGCCCGGGCGAGGUGGCACCCGCGCCCGCCCGGCCCCCUCCCACGCACCCCACGCACACGCCCCCCCGGGGAGGAGCCGCACCGGCCGCGGGGCCACCUCGCUGCCACCUGCCCAGCACACGGGGGAGGCCCGGGAGGGCCCAGGAGAGGACCAGCUGGACGGCCCCGGCCUCUGGAGGGAGUCCCCAGGGCCGGGACACACCAGGGUGUCCCGCAAAGACCCUCAGCCGGACAAGCCGCUCCUGGGCAGCUACUGCGCCCCCCACCCAGCCCCGACCCCCCACGACGGGGUCCCUCGGGGGCAGACAAACCACACAGCCAAGGGAUUCGAAUUAACUCAGCCAUUUUUGGAGAACCUUGGGGAAAAUGGAAAUUUCAAAAAAACAUUUUUAAAAGAAAAACGGGGAGAAAAAAAUUGCUUCUAUUGAUGAGUUUUAUCAUCUCAACUGAAUCUUUCCUUUCCCUGGUGAACACGAGCUGGUGGCCCGUGUGUGGUGAGAAGCCGGAAGCGAAGAGGAAACCCAGCGUCCCACACAGACCUCCACCAGACACACUCAUACCCCACACACGUUCUCAGACACACACAGGAGUGCUUGCUGGUUAUACCAAACCCUACUAUAACUGCCUGCAGAAAUCAAUUUAAAAAAAUAAACAAUUUUAAAAGGACAAAAAAAAUUAAUGAUUGAGAAAAGAAGCAUUUUUUUCUGACAUUUGGUCCUGCUUGAAAUAACAAAAGAAAAAAGAAAAAAAAAAAAAAAACACCACCGAUUUCCUUUGCUUCUUUUUUCCUUUUUCCUACCUUGUUUGAAAACUGUGGGCUUGGGACUGUGAAUUA
Balaenoptera ricei (Rice's whale) is the source of this 8398-nucleotide messenger RNA. RefSeq names its product calcium voltage-gated channel subunit alpha1 A (gene CACNA1A). Gene Ontology annotation, cellular component: neuronal cell body; voltage-gated calcium channel complex; membrane. Lineage: Eukaryota; Metazoa; Chordata; Mammalia; Artiodactyla; Balaenopteridae. The transcript is spliced from 46 exons. Bases 107 to 7564 code for a protein of 2485 amino acids. Gene Ontology annotation, molecular function: high voltage-gated calcium channel activity. Gene Ontology annotation, biological process: chemical synaptic transmission; calcium ion import across plasma membrane. The record is from RefSeq and is a predicted model, not a curated record.